AAUCAACAGCAAUCGAAGAAACCUUUUUGCAAAAUUUGCAAAUCCAAAACGCAAUUUGCUGAACAUCGUCAGCUGAUUGCUGAAUUGGCACUCGCGUUGGGACAAAAGACUGCGCAGUCAAAAUCUUUUGAAAAAGUUUCUCUCCUGGCCGCCCCGGGCCGAAAAUUGCGAAUCCCCGUAAUUUCUCGUACGUGUGCUAAUCAUCUCUUGUGCAAGCGAAAAUCCGGUGGUCGUAGUGUUUAUCUCGUAGAGGCGCAGAGUUUCGCAGGGGGGCAAGAAGAAGGGUUUGCUCUGAUCUCGUCGCGAGACCGCCACGAAUCGCUUUUCGGGGUCCACGAGCGAUACGGGUGCGAUAAGCGUGCUCUCUGGAACGGAAGAAAUAUCGGAAGGGCUGGUCACGGCGGUCAGAAGCAACAAGCGUCUCAGGUGUAAAGGUUCCGGGGUUUCCCCUGCUUUGACCGCGGAACAUUCUUGGUCCGCAAAAGAGCGCAACGACGUCAGCGCGUUUUGUGUUUUGGUUCCGGGAAGGGGCUGCGCGCGCGUGUGUUGCAUGUGGACGGUGGCGGCUGCAGGAUGUCGUACCGUAUCCUUCGCAAGCUGCAGGGCAAUGAGCUCGAGAUAAAGGAGCAGAUCGAUGAGGUGUCGGAUGGUGGCGAUGCCGAUUACGACACCAACAGCACCAGCAGCCAGAACCGCAACAGCAAGAAGCAGCUCAACAUCAAUCGAUACGACCUGCUCAACCAACAACAAUCGCUCUCGGAGAGCGAGGUAAAGGAGGACGAUAACGAUGAGACGGAGAAGGAUGCUGCGGACGGUAGCGUGAGCGUGCACCUGGCCGAGGCGAAGAAGCGCAAGAAGAAAAAGAAGAAGAAGACGGGCAAAUACAUUUCGAGUUCGGCGCGGCGCAGCAGCGAAGACAAUGCGGACAUCGAGGACGAUUUUACGCGCACCGUCAAAGAGGUGGACAAACUGUUUGGCCAUCUGCCGCCCCGCGAUCCGGAUCAUCACCCUCACCACCAUCAUCACCACCAUCACAGGGGUGGAACUAACGAGGGUGGCGUUGGCACGGGAAAACCAUCGGCCGGUUUGGCCGGUCUGGCCGCUAAAUCGUUGCUCAAUGUGCAGCACAAAAACCUGAACCCGCAGUACGAGAUGAAGCGCAUGUUUGGCAGCAAGGUGGUCGGUGAUCCGCAGAACAAACGGCGCAACGUGCGAGGUGGUAGCUCUCGGUUGCUGAAGUCAACGUACUUGGUUAACGCGAAAGAUAACUGGCCACCGGUGGGUAAAUCGGGUAUCUACAUGAACCUGGUACAGGCACCCGAGACGAACAACGGUGGACCCGUACCAUCCUGCUCGAGUGCCGCCGGUCCAAAGGCGGUGUACGAUAAGAACGUGAUCUACUUCGCGUUCGAGCAUAGUCCCGCAUACCGGCAGGUACAGCAGAAGUUUCUUGAUGCAGUCGAAGGUAUGGAUUCGGAGGUCAUUAUCCACAUCAUCAACCAACAUCCGUACCAUGUGGACUCGCUGAUACAGCUGAGCGAGCUGUGCAAGAUGUCAGAGGAUCAUGCGAUGGCAUCGGAACUGAUCGAGCGUGCACUGCUAGCGCUCGAGUCGUCCUUUCACACGAUGUUCAGUCUGACGCAGGGUAACUGCCGGUUGGAUUACCGGCGUCAAGAGAAUCGGGCCCUCUUCAUAACGCUAUUCAAGCACGGUCAACACCUGGAAUCGCGGGCCUGCUCAAGGACUGCGCUCGAGAUUGCCAAGCUGAUAUUGUCGCUCGAUCCGACCAACGACCCGCUGGCAAUGAUACUGAUCGUCGAUUACUAUGCUAUCCGGGCGAAGCAGUACGAGUGGCUGGUCACGCUGUACGAUGAAUGGGAGGCGACGAAUAAUCUAUCCCAGCUGCCCAGUAUGGCCUAUUCCUACGCCAUGGCACUGUUCUAUCUCAACCGACCGGAGGCGGCCGAUCAGGCAUUGCAGUACGCGCUGCUCAUGUUUCCGGGCGUGUUGCGUCCGCUGAUGGAGGAACUUUCUAUUCAGGCGGAUACGCGCGUCGCCGGGCACAACUAUUUCGGGCCCAAUGCAUACCACAAGGCGACGGUGGCACUCCAGCAGCUGAUGUCGCUGUACGUAUGCCGCUCGAAGCUCGUGUGGCGCGAUACGGAUCUGUUGCCAUGGCUCGAGCGGAACGUGCACGUGGUGCUCGAUCGGGUUGACGCGAAGGAAGAGAUUGUCAGCGAGUAUGCGACCAAGCGGAGUCAAAGAUAUGCCAACCCACCCAGGCAGGUGCUGCGUCAUAUCGUGCUGUCGGAUUUCAAGGAAAAGGUACCGUUAGCAGAGUUUAUCAAGCUGGAACGGGAUCCGGUACUGAUGUAUGAUCCACUACCACCACUGGACGCGAUUAACAUCUACAGCAGGCCUACGAUGCCAGCAUCCGAUGUCCAGCUGUCGAAUCAUACGCUCUACCUGUUCCUUCAGUCGCUGCUUCCCAGCUUUCGCGCUCAACAGACAGCACGCCCUCAACAUGCUCAACCGGCUGAUGCCCCAGCAGCUGCUGCAGCAGCAGCAGCACCGGCCGCAGCCCCCGUAAACGUUGUUCCACAACCACCAGCAGGUGAGCAGGCUGCGGGAGCGGCCGUUGCCGAACUCGGUACGGAAGAUGCGGCCACACAACGCGAUCAGCUGGUACGACAGGAGGCUUACUCGAGCUGGAUGUACUCGGUCGUCGGUGCGAUGCGCGAGUUCGUGUCCGGCAUACGGUCGCUAGAGCGCCCGAACGAUGCGGACGUGGACGAGGCAGAAAGCACGGAAGAGGGCGAACCAAACGAUUAUCUGACGUAAGCUGAGUAGUGAAAGGCAAGAUGAAGGAAGGAGAUUUCCAUUUUCUUCCGUGGCAUUACAUGUCAUUGUUGUCGUUGUUGGUUGGUGGUUGGCGCGUCGACGAGUGAUGACGAGUUAAAGGAGGUGAGGGAUUGAUUUGUUCUGUUCAGUUUGGAUAACCAAACCCAAUCAGAACGGAUCGGAAUCUUCUGAUCGGAAGAAAAUCAGUUACGCAUAACGUGACACACACUAAUAAACCUCCUGCUAAACGUGGCAUGCAUAUAGCUUUCCCGGGUUUUUUCGCUCUCAAGCAUGCUGAACGAGAAGGGGGCGGCGUACGAAUGUGUGUCUGUAUGUGUGUGUGUGUAUAAGCUUAGCUUUCUAGCGGUGCACUCCCGCCAUACCGCCCGGCACAUUGAAUAGUUCUAUCAUUCUCGCAGCUUUGCCGGUUCUAACCAAUACGCUUCUGAGUGCUACUAAGCCGUGCGUAUUUUGUCUAUCCGUUGUAUUUUAUAACCUUUUUCUUUUCUGGUGUUGGAACUGAAUUGUACAUCCCCCGGUCCGUCACUAGCUUGAUCAUGCGGUCUGGAGGAUGUAAGUUAGAUAUUUUUAUACCUACAUGGAAAGGGAAAGCGGUUUUGUAAACGCUUCCACGACGCAAUUAUAAGUAACCAGAGCCAGUUUGGUCAGAUCUUUGUGUAAGAGUUAAAAAUUUGCCUUUCUGUGUGUGAGUCCGCAUCAUAAGCGGUCACAUCAUAUGCGAUUUCCGCUGCAGUAUCUGUGUUCUAUAUAUAUAAUUAUAUGUGAGUGUGUGUUAACAAUAGUUUUUACUUUCCCUGCUCAUAGGUAAUACCAGUUCUGGGAGCUCGGUACCGCCGCAGCUUCUGGCAGGUAAACUAAAGAAAGCUUCAAUAUUUCCCAUUGUCGUCACUCAAUCAAGCCUACGUGAGAUGUACUACUAAGAUACUCGUUUUUAAAACAAGACACGGGCAGUUUAAUAACUUUUUUCUCUUCAUUCGCUCCGAUACAAUUAAAAUAAAGCAACAAAACGUAAUGGUUAUAUCUGUUAUAAUGUGGAGAACAGUACCGUAAAAAAGGUGAUUACUAUCAACACAGCGAGGUGGCAAGGGAGAAGAGUUUGGUGAUCAGGAGCGUAGCCAGCAAUGAUGGAAAACAAGUCACCUCGAGUGUUGUAGGACAUUUGAAUGUUCAGCCCGUCUCUGAUAAAACGGUACCAAUAUAUAGAACACAUGCGCUGAUUAGAAGUAUGAUCCGAGGAAACUGAUGCUGUGUACGGCCAGUUGAGAUAAUGUUACGCGUUGUGCAAAGCAUCAUACAAGAUGUCACAGGUGCACUGAAACCAUUCUAAUCAAUCGAACGUUUUUUGAAGCAAACCCUUUUAUAAUGUACUAAGGUCCCCAAAUCGCCAAAGCAGCAUAAGGAAGAGAUAGCUUUGGAACGGACAGAAAUAAGCGAGAAAUGAGGAAGAAUCGUAAGACAGAAAACUAAACAAUACUAUGCUAAAGGAAGGUUUAAUAAAACACCUACAAAUGUAUGAUGCACGUAAUAAGCGGUAAAAGUUUAUGAAACUUUAUUGUGCUACUCUAUAGCCAGUAUAUCGUACGGCAUGAGGCAUGAGGAAUGCGGUGAGCGAGGGAAUGGAGAAAGCCAACCUGGUUUCGAGCUAGUCGAACUGGCAGGCCCGCGGUCUGGUGAACAAUACAUACACGUUGCAUAGUAACCUCCCUUUGAGCUGAGCUGUUGAGCGCCUAGUUACGGUAUAAUUCAUCUUCCUCACCUUCAACAGAAGGAUAUCAUCGGAUAGAGUAGGCCGAGUUAAAUGAGCGCGCGAUGUGUGAUGUUGAUCGCAAAUCGCAAACAUACCAGAGACAGAUACGUACACAUACAGCCACACCCACACACACACCUCUUUAUUGCAACAACAAUUGAUAUAAAUGUUUAACUACUGUGUGAUUUCGUGUCAGAUCAGACAUUCAAACAAACAAACAAACAAGCAAACGAAAUCGAGCAUAAUAAACUUGCAUUCAGACACACAUACCAAUGCCACGCGGUCUCUCU
This is a messenger RNA of Anopheles darlingi, 4899 nucleotides long. RefSeq names its product transcription factor 25 (gene Nulp1). Bases 574 to 2841 code for a protein of 755 amino acids. Lineage: Eukaryota; Metazoa; Arthropoda; Insecta; Diptera; Culicidae. The transcript is spliced from 5 exons. Gene Ontology annotation, molecular function: protein binding. The record is from RefSeq and is a predicted model, not a curated record. Gene Ontology annotation, cellular component: RQC complex.